AUGGCGGAGAAAGGUUAAGGGUGCUUGGUUGGGGAUUGGCGAGGACUAGAGCCUUGGGUAUCAUAUCUCUCCUGUGUUGUAUAUAUAGUGACGCUGCGUUUCUCUCUCCGAGGGAGCGUCUAGCAACUGCCGGUAAGACUCUCUGAUCUCAUUUCACUUUGGCACACCCGUCGCACAAACGCCGUCAUGUCACAUCUAGACGCUGCUCCACCAAAUACUCACGCUGGCGGUAAUGACGAUGCUUUGGAGACCAAGGGUGCAAACCCUAUGGUCGCACCGUACCACAGUGGGGAUGUUACUGAUGAGAGAAUCGAUAUGACGGCCUACGAGAACAGCGUCCCGCGGUGGAAGAGGAUCUAUCAGAACAGUUUUACACAGAUGGUAUUGCUUAGUAUACAGGCAUUCUGUGGUCCGGCUAUGGCUGAUGCCAUUGCUGGCCUUGGUGGAGGAGGUUUGGCUACCCCACAAACUUCUAACAUUGCUGUUGCUAUCAACUAUGCCAUGCUUGCACUCGUGUGUCUCUGCGGUGGUCCCAUUGUCAACAAAUUGGGAACGAAAUGGGCUUUGGUAAUCGGAGCAAUGUCCUUCCCUAUCCGAGGGUCAUCAUACUAUGUCAAUAGUAAAUUCGGCGUCCAGUGGUACUUGAUUCUCGGCGGCUUCUUCACUGGAAUCGGUUCUGGGGCAUGGUAUGUCGCCGAGUCCGGCUCGAUCAUGAGCCUGGCACCAUCCGGGUCUCGAGGAAAGUAUUUGGCUUUCUGGAUUGUGGCACGCAACCUUGGUCAGCUUGUUGGUGGUGCAAUCAAUCUGUCAAAGAACCACAAGAAGGGAGCUGUCGGCGGCGUGAGCCCCGAUACGUAUGUUGCUUUCUUGAUAAUCGAAUGCAUGGCUCUUCCAUUCGCGUUCCUCAUCUCACCGCUCGACCGAGUCGUCCGAUCCGAUGGAACCCGCAUCCUCAUGUCUGAGAAAUUGUCGACCAAACAAGAAUUCAAGCGUAUUCGGUUCACAAUGACUUCUAAACUCAUUGUACUGUCCGCGCUCUGGGCCAUCUGGUCUUUCUUCUAUUCCGGUACAUGGUCCACAUAUCUUGGAACAUACUUCUCUGUUCGUGCUCGGGCGCUUUCCUCACUAAUCUCUCCAUUCUUCUGUAUCGUUGGAUGCUUUGGCCUUGGCUUCAUUCUCGAUAUGAAAAACAUGAGCCAGCGACGCCGAGCCCAGAUAGGCCUUUUCACUGUAGUGAUCCUGAAUCUCGGUGUAUACAUCUGGUCCAUCGUCAUGCAGGUCCGCUUUAACGAGCACAAACCUGGCAAGAUCGACUGGGACGAUUCGCUCUAUGCGAAAUCCUUCCUUCCAUACUUCUUCGUCCAAACUACCGGUCCUCUCUCACAAUCGUACAUGUAUUGGCUCCUGUCCUCCUUCGCCACGGACGCACAGUCAAACGUCCGAAAUGGCGCUGCUUUCCGCUGUCUCGAGGCCGUCGGUCAGGCCAUUUCUUAUGGAAUGAAUACGCAGAUCAAAACCAGCCCACUGAUCGGAUUCUGUGUAACGUUCGGUUUGAUGGGUGCGGCGCUUUAUCCCAUGUUAGUCCUAGUCAAUCAAACUCCAGACCGCAUUCCAGCAGAUGUAAUCGCCGAGGAGCAGGAGGCCGCCGAGGGCAAAGGUGUGGGAAGGACGGUAGUUGACGCCGAUACUAAAGGCGCUUGAUCUGCCUAUCUGAAUGUUUCCAGAGUGGUGGGAUCUAGCCAUGUGGUCUGUCCUGCAAAUUCUGCGUUGUGGAAGUUCUCUACAGAUCCUAGACCGCUAUCAAUAUUCAACCUCCAACUGUCACGUAUUGUACCGAAAUAGAAGUAGCCAUGUGAUGUCAUGGGGAGACCAUAAUAUACUCUGCUUCCUCGAUACCCUGCAUAUGCUCUUGUGGAGUGUUCGAGGGCAUGCUGAAGUCCAGCCACUAGAGAAAAAUUGGCCGCAUCAUAGAACAUG
Aaosphaeria arxii CBS 175.79 is the source of this 1977-nucleotide messenger RNA. Its product is annotated as MFS general substrate transporter. Gene Ontology annotation, molecular function: transmembrane transporter activity. The record is from RefSeq and is a predicted model, not a curated record. Gene Ontology annotation, biological process: transmembrane transport. NCBI's taxonomy places the organism in Eukaryota, Fungi, Ascomycota, Dothideomycetes, Pleosporales. The transcript is spliced from 6 exons. The coding region runs from base 187 to 1701 and encodes 504 amino acids.